This is a messenger RNA of Rhopalosiphum padi (bird cherry-oat aphid), 3446 nucleotides long. RefSeq names its product ropporin-1-like. Bases 258 to 1103 code for a protein of 281 amino acids. The transcript has 4 exons. Lineage: Eukaryota; Metazoa; Arthropoda; Insecta; Hemiptera; Aphididae. The record is from RefSeq and is a predicted model, not a curated record.
AACACGACGAUAUGGCGUGUAGACGUGUAUAAAACUAUACUUUUGUGUUCAAUUUGCAUGCAUCUCUAGACUUAAACCGUACUUCAUUGUUUACGUGAUAUUCAUAUUUAUAUAUCUAUGAGUGUUACACGUCGUGUUUGGCAUAAUACGCUAUUCUGGAUAAAAAAAAAUAGUUUAAAUUUUUACACUAUACUACAAAAAUAUUAAUUGUCAUAACAUAAUUUCGAUUACAGUAUAAAAAUAUUAAAAAAAAAAAAAUGAAUUCAAUAAUCGUACCCGACAGUUUACCGGAGAUAUUAAAAAAAUAUGUGAAAGCUGCGAUCCGAUCUCAGCCUAAAGACAUUGUAAGUUGGUCUGCGGAAUAUUUCAAAAGCACAGAUAAUCAAUACAUUUCAUCGGGUGCAGAAAAUAGUAUUAACACUAAACAAAAACAAGAUCGAACUCUAUUCAGAAUAUUAGCUUUUCAAUUAGGUACCACUAUAGGCACUAAAGAAAGAAUAGAAGAAGUUUGGUCGGACUUAUCGCUCGAUUUCAAUCUAUUAGAACAAAUUUAUAUGAUUGGGAAUUUUCGUGCUGAACACGUGGACAUGGUAGAAUUUUUGGGUAUAACUUUUGGACAUUGGACAAAAUCACUAAAAGAAACAAUGUUGUUGUGUUGCGAAGCGUUUUGCAAGUGUUUAGCCGCUGACGGUUAUUUUAUGCACGUGGACGUCGCCUGCAAGCUCUAUGGGUACCUCGCGAAAUUGGAUUGUUCACUUCCGGGUGACGAUUACACAGGCGGUGGCAAACCUGCAGUGGUCCAAACCAGCAAGUCUUUGGACGUGUCUCCAGCGCCGCCAACCGAAGGUGACAAUUUGAAGCAAAGCGAUGUUAGUGUGUCACUCGAAUCGAUUUUGUCUCGUCGUCUAGCAGCAACAGCCGCACGCGGUAAACCGAACACCGGAUACCACGUACUGGGUAUCGGGCCGACCGCGUCCGACGAUCAGGUGCAAAAGGUGUUCGUAUAUUUCAGAAAAUGCGCUGCUGACAACGGCGGUUACGUGUACGAUUUCGACAUCGAGAACGAUCGUUGCCCUCAGUUGGACGCUAUUAAUAAUAAUUAAACCGCGACCUAAGUGUCGUAACUGCUGUACAUUUAGUAGUUUCGUUCCGUAACGUCAUUAUACUUAGCGGAUAACCCGCUACCCGCGCAUGUCAUCGACCCUAUAGUGUGGGUUCGGAUUCAAAUAAAAUCGCGGCCGUCGCGCCGGUGCGCACCUAUUUAGCACUAACGCCGCCGUAGCAAUACUACGCCAAUACUACGCAACACGCAUUGUGUUAGGUAUACAUAUAAAAUAAACAAUUGCCUAAAUAGUAAAUUGUAUAUAAAUAAGUCAUAUAAAAUAUAAAAAUUUAAACGAACUAAAAAUAGACCAUAAGGCUUCAAGACUUAAAUUACAAAAAUGAUUAGGUACCUACUCGUUCAUAAUAGGAAUAUUAACUUACAGCACAGUAUGUGAAUAUUGUAAAUUAAAUAUAUCAUAUUCGUAAUAGAUAAGAUUUGAAUUUUGACUAGUCUAUUAACAUUUGAUUCAUUGAAAAUUAUGCAAUUGUUGAUCCAAAAUGUUUAAACCCUUUUUCAGUCCAGCCGCCACAGCACGGCGUCCGUAAAACCGCAGUUAGCCAGUUAACAUAAAUAAUAUUAAACAAUACUUUCAAUAGAAAUCCCAUCGAAUAAUAAAUCAAGUAAAUAAAUAUCUUAUGAAGACGCUUGCAUAAUUUCGAAGACAAAAGCUGCAAUGCAUUUGUUAGAUAUCUGAAGUUGAACUGAACAAAACAAACAAACAAAAUCAAAAAAGAGCUAAAAGAUAUUUUUGUACAAUAACGACAGGAUGUUCACUAGAUAGUAUAACCAUACAACUUCAAAGUUAACCACCAUAUGGCCUUGGACACUGAAGUCGAGCACGAUCACAUAAAUACCGACACUAGAAGGCAGUGCGAUAGUUCCGGGAAUGUCGACAAAGUACAUAUUUCGGUAGUGGGUUUAAUCGGUUACGGAGCAAUUUGGACGUUUACAGAGAUGAAUUCGUGGGUAUACCGUGACAGAUAUAAAUAUUAUGUUCAAGUCAAAAUUAAUAGUGCCAGUUGCAUGUAAGAAAGAGCGAAAACUGUCAGAGAAUGAGUCAUGUGUGUUUCGAGACUUGCAGGUAGGAUUGAAGACGAAACUGCUAAUAAUAAUUCUCAUAGUCACGCGCGCAAACCAUCAUUCAACUUAAACGUCAUCUAACGACAUGUUUACGUCGGAGUCUCGGAGACUAUUUCGAUCUGUUUACAGGCAAGACUGAUUUAUGUGAUGGGCACUGCGUCAGACUUGUCAGAUUUACAUCGCAUGGGAAACGAAAGAAAAAUAUUUAAGUAUCACCGACAGCUUGCAUAUCAAAAUCAGCACCACUUCGAGUGUAGAUUGCGUCCUACUAACAUCUUGUCGAUCUGGAGGAACGGCGAGGCCGCGAUGGACAACAAAAUUGAAUCGCUGAAAGUCAACCACCUCUUCGAACACUGACGUCAUUGCCGUAAAUAACGAGAUUAGCAACGACGACUGGCAAACUCUGUCGAUAACAUUCAGCGGUUCACGGUAGCAGCCGUCUCACCAUAUUAUACUCGUGUGAUACUAUACUAUGAUGAGUACCUCCCGCGUGCCAGAUUGUGACCAAAAACCGCGGACCGCGGAUAUUCCACGUGGCAUCUGCUAGGUUCGUCGGUCCGCACGGUGCCUGAUUGACUGCGGUGGACUUACGAUUUUGGUUCGCCAACCGCCUCAUCCGGAGCACGGCCAUACUGUACCGGCUACAGUCACCAAAUCAAAGAGAUGGCGACCGAAUGUUUUGACGUCGACCGAGGCACGUCAGGUUCUUAAGAUGUGUUUGCAGACGGAACUUAUUGCUUUUGAGCUCUGAGUCUACAUUUUCUACGAGGCUGUGCACUGUGCUAGCCGUCGAAAACUCAGUAAGGAUUGUCGCCGUAAGCGGACGCUAAAUAGGUACGACUAGCAACGACAGCAACAACUCCGUCAUGACGACACAUCAGUUGGCAUUUUAAUAUUCGGGAAGGGGUAGGGAGGGAGGCUCUUAGAUCGAUAAAAUCAGUGGCGACGAAUGGCGGUUAAUAGCAAAACUGAUCCACUGCCGUAAAAAAAAAGCGCAAUACGCUUGUAGCUCAAUCGCCGACAAAUACGACCAUCGUAGUUCAUUCCUUUAUUCCGCGAAAAAACAAAAAUAAUAUUUUUAUUUUAUUUUUAUUAAAAUAUAUGUGGGAUAAAUAUAUAUAUGAAUUGUGUGAUGAUAAUAUAUUCCACUGUAUAAUAUACAUACUGUUAUUAUUAAUUUAUUGCUUUAAUUAGACUAUACUAUUAUCAAUAUUAUCAUUAAUAUCUCUUGUAGAUGAAAAAAUAAAUUAUAUAUAUAUAA